GCUACAAAUCCCCGGCUGAACAAUACAAAAAGUAUCCAAUGAUUUUGAUACUAAUAACUUACAUUUACAUUACAUUUUCGUCAUUUAGCAGAAACUUGAUGAAUGGAGAGCAGUAACAGUCUCAGUGAACAGAAGGGGGUCCUGCUAUGAUGGCUCAAGAGUACUGCUGUGCCUCGGCAGAUGAGGGAGCAGAGAACGGCCCACAUGUCCCCUUAGUGUUGGAGAGAAGGGAGAAGGAGAAGGACAAUUGGAGGACAGCCGUUUCACACCAACUGAAAAAGCAGUGCACAUGCAGCUCAGAGCGAGCCAAGGCCCAGGUUCUAGGGUUCAUCCCCAUCCUAAAAUGGCUGCCACGCUACCAGCUCAAAGACUGGAUCCUGGGUGAUGUCAUGUCAGGGUUGAUAGUGGGCAUCCUGCUGGUGCCCCAGUCCAUAGCCUAUUCUCUGCUGGCAGGCCAGGACCCUAUCUACGGCCUCUAUACCUCCUUCUUCUCCAGCAUCAUCUACACCCUGCUGGGCACCUCACGCCAUAUCUCUGUGGGCAUCUUCGGGGUGCUGUGCCUGCUGGUGGGCCAGGUGGUGGACAGGGAGCUGGCGCUGGCAGGGUACAUCACAGAGAGUAGCAGUAGCAACGCUACCCUGGGUCUGGGCAUGGGGAACAGCACCGGAGGGCCGGUCUGUGAUAGGAGCUGCUAUGCCAUCAUGGUGGGGGCCACAGUCACCUUUACAGCAGGGGUCUACCAGGUGUUGAUGGGCCUCCUGCAGGUGGGCUUUGUAUCCGUGUACCUGUCAGACUCCCUCCUGAGCGGCUUCGCCACGGGGGCCUCUCUCACCAUCCUUACCUCCCAGGUCAAGUACCUCCUGGGACUGCAGCUGCCCCGCGCCCAGGGCUGGGGCACCCUCAUCAAGACCUGGGUCAGCCUCUUCCAGAACCUGGGCCAGACCAACCUCUGUGACCUGGUCACCAGCCUAGUGUGCCUGGCAGUACUGGUCCCCACCAAGGAGCUCAACAACCGCUUCAAAGCCAAGCUCAAAGCCCCCAUCCCCUUUGAGCUGUUCGUUGUCAUCGCUGCCACUCUGGCCUCCCACUUCGGCCACUUGGAGGAGGAGUAUGGCUCGAAGGUGGCCGGCACCAUCCCCACGGGCUUCCUGCCCCCCCAGCUCCCGUCCUGGUCUCUGAUCCCCAACGUAGCGGUAGAUGCCUUCUCUAUAGCCAUCGUGGGCUUUGCCAUCACCGUCUCCCUGUCUGAGAUGUUUGCCAAGAAGCACGGCUAUGUGGUGGAUCCCAACCAGGAGAUGUACGCCAUAGGCUUCUGUAACAUCCUGCCCUCCUUCUUUUGCUGUUUCACCACCAGCGCUGCCCUGACCAAGACCCUGGUGAAGGAGUCUACAGGCUGCCAGACUCAGCUGUCUGGCCUGGUCACGGCCCUGGUGCUGCUGCUGGUGCUGCUGGUCAUCUCCCCUCUCUUCUACUCCCUGCAGAGGUGUGUGCUAGCAGUGAUCAUCUUGGUGAACCUCCGGGGAGCUUUGCUUAAGUUCACAGACGUCCCACGGAUGUGGCGCGUGAACCGCUUGGACACCGCCAUCUGGCUGGUGACCAUGGCAACCUCAGCUUUGAUAAACACAGAGCUAGGCCUGCUGGUUGGGGUGAUGGUCUCAGCAUUCUGUGUGUUGGGGCGCACUCAGAGAGCCCAGGCCUUAGGGCUGGGCCGGGCCGGCCAACGGGAGCUUUAUGAGGACCUGGCCUCCUACAAGGGCCUGCAGACCCAGCCUGGGGUGGCCAUCUUCCGCUACGAGGCGCCCAUCUACUACGCCAACCAGAGCCUGUUCAAGAAGGCCCUGUACCGCCACCUGGGCCUGGACCCCGUCAAGGAGAAGGCCCGGCGCAGGAAGCUGGAGAAACAGAGGAGAAAGCAAGAAGAAGCAGCCAUGACGACAGGAGGGGAGGGCGGGACUAAGGGUAAAGAGAAAGAGUUGACUACCACCACCAAAGUCUUCCUACCAAAUCAAGUCAACUUCCACUCUGUGGUGAUAGACUGCAGCCCGGUGCUGUUCCUGGACACAGCAGGGGUCAAUGCGAUGAAGGAGGUGUGUAAGGAUUAUAAGGAGUUGGGGGUACAGGUGUUCCUGGCCCAGUGUAAUACCUCAGUACUGGAGUCACUGGACAGAGGUGGCUACUACCCAGAGAAGGGUAUGGGAGAGAAGGAAAGAGUGUUUUUCACCAUCAGUGAUGCCGUCCUCUACGCACAGAGCCUCUCAUCUCAGAAUGGAGAGUGUGACACAUCCUGUUAACAAGAGCUUUAACGAUUGUAAAUCUACAGAAACAUAUCUUUAUACACAACAUAGACAAAUAUACAAUAUCUAUCUCAAACAACAGCAAUCACAACCAAUAUUGUUAUUGUGCCUUACAGGAACAUAUGUAAAUGUCUCCAAAAAGAUGUGCUUUUUUAUAGACACUUAUUGCAGGAUUACAGAUACUUUGAACUGAAAGUUGAAUGUCAUGUUUACAGUAUAGCUAUGUAAUCUUCAUCUUUGAUCUUGUCAGACUGUGAACCAAAAUGAACUUUCUGUUACAAUCUCAUCUAAGACAGAAUGUGUUGUCAUGCAUUGUCAAGUUUUAGGAGGCUUAUUUUAAAGCAAUGUUCGGAGAUGGAUUUGGUCCUCUGGCUGUGGCACCAUGAUUUAGCACCCAAUUUUUUCCCUCCAUGUUUGUUUCUUGUGCAAACAGUGCGAAUGUUACUGUUGUUGACACUUUCGAUCCUUUGUUACCACAGCAAAAGUAGAGCUGGCGUCAACAAGAUUAAUGGUUAUAGUGUAAGAGGGUGUUAUCUAUUUUGAAUGCGGAAUGAGAUUGUGUCAGUUAUAAAUUAUACAUGAUCGUUUUUCAGCUGCAACUUGUAGUGAAGUAGUGAUUGAUAUUGUGUUGUCUUAGCUUUCUGGAAUGUAAGAAGUUUAUUCACAGUAGAAAAAAAAAAAAAAAUUGUAGAAAAACACCUCUAUUGACCAAUUACAGCCUUCCAGACUGCUGCUCAGGGACACUCCCAGAAUCCUUCACUCCAGCCAGUUUAGGCCAUGCCAGAAGUUUUCAGUAACUGAGAAAGUUUCAGUUUAUCAGUCCAAACGCAAAGUUUUAUUAACAUUUUUAAUCAAACAGCCUUUGUGCUUUCAGGGGUUUUGAUACCUUAAUGCUGUAUGUUUCAUUUUUAUUUGGUAUUUAUGUUCUUAUGGUUGUUUAGCCAUAGCAGUAUAUAUUUAUGUCUGCAUUUGACUAAAGUUAUACUAGAGUCAGUAAUCAGUGCUGUGAAAGAGUGUUACCAUCUGCUUUAGUUUAUUGUAGUUGUAAAACUGUUAUAUUUGCAUGUAGAAUAUAGAGACAAUCAAUGUUGAGGUCAUACGAGAUCAUCUGAAGGGAAAUAUCUAUUACUGGAAAUUGUAAAUGUAUUCUUGUACUUUCAAGUGCCUCUGAAAUUAAAUCAUAUAAUGUUUUAUGAAGUGCCUUUCUGAAUGACCCUAUAUUUAUAU
Coregonus clupeaformis (lake whitefish) is the source of this 3521-nucleotide messenger RNA. RefSeq names its product sulfate transporter-like. Gene Ontology annotation, biological process: transmembrane transport. Gene Ontology annotation, molecular function: chloride transmembrane transporter activity; oxalate transmembrane transporter activity; secondary active sulfate transmembrane transporter activity. The record is from RefSeq and is a predicted model, not a curated record. Lineage: Eukaryota; Metazoa; Chordata; Actinopteri; Salmoniformes; Salmonidae. The transcript has 4 exons. Bases 147 to 2291 code for a protein of 714 amino acids. Gene Ontology annotation, cellular component: membrane.